AUGGGCCCAGACACAGAGACACGCAGGGCGCCGAAGCGCUGCGUCGCGGAGACCACGCGGCCGGCCGUGCCACUACGACGGAGUCGGAAACUCGGCUCCACCUCGACGCUCCGCUCCGCUGCGCUGCGGCGGCAUCUCGAUGGACCAACCAAGCCCCGGGCCGGGCCGGGCCGAGCGUGUGUCGGGUGCGGGGCCCGGCCGCGCCCCCGUCCCGUCCGGUCCCGUCCCGCCGCGUCCCGCCUUCCCGAGCGGGACAAAGAGCAGAAGCGCCUGGAAGCCCUGCGCCCCCCAUGGGCCCCCCAUCACCGCCACCCCAACCGCCCGAGGGCCGCGACACCCGGGGCUUCUCAGCCGAGCCGGGCCUGGCCGUUCCCGGGGCCGGACAAAGGGGGCGCGGGCGGGAAGGGCAGGGCAGGGCAGGGCCGGGCCGGUCCCCUCGGAGAGGGGCCGAGCGGGGCGCACCCCCUCGAGCCUCGGGCUCCCCUCCGGCUGCAGCCCGGCGCGGCUGCCCACGACUCGGCUCGCCCCGGGGCUCCCCAGGUCGGGUCCCGUCCGUCGCCCCUCACCGAGCGGCGCGUCGCCCCCGCGGAGCCGCCGCCGCCGCCGCCACCGCCGGGCCUCGGCCCGUCCCGCCGGCCGCCGCCUCAUGGGCGCCGCGUCGCCAUCGCCUUCCUCCUGCCUCCUUCCUUCUCCUCCUUCGCCGCCGCCGCUUCCUCCUCUCCUCAGCCCGGGAAGCCGCAGCCGGAGCCGGAGCCGGAGCCGGAGCCGCUCCCGCCCGCCGUGCCGCGCCGCGCCGUGCCGCGGCCUCUCCCGCUCCCGCCGCCCGGACCGGAGCGGACCGCGGGGCGGCGCCUGCGCAGUGCGCGGCGCGUGGGGGCGGGGGGCGCGCGGGAGCGAGACGAGGGUCGAGGCCCGCGCGGACUUCCGGGCCCGGCUCGCUCGCUGGCGAGCUCAGACCCCGGCAGCGGAGGCAGCCCCCGCCUGCAGCCCGGCCGGGCUCAACUCCGGGACACGCCCUACCUGGCCCGGCCCGGCCCGGCCCGGCCCGGCCUUCCUCAGGGCGGGGGCGCGGUGCAGACACUCGGGGUCCCCCAAGCCGCUCUCGCCGCUUCCCGCCAAGGCCGAGCGUUGCGGAGGCCUCGGUCGCUCGCUGCUCCUGCCCCACUUGAGACUUUCGAGGUCCAAGACUUCACUUGUGGGAUCCGCGAGACCCUAAUGGGCCAUUUCCUCUUAACACCUGGCGGCCCGGCGGGAACCUGUGUUCCCAGGACUUUCCUCCGCCCAGUCCCGCCGCCGCCUCUCUUCUGCAACUGCUCUGGGGACACCUGA
Messenger RNA from Suncus etruscus (white-toothed pygmy shrew), 1329 nucleotides. Its product is annotated as translation initiation factor IF-2-like. The record is from RefSeq and is a predicted model, not a curated record. The transcript is spliced from 4 exons. Lineage: Eukaryota; Metazoa; Chordata; Mammalia; Eulipotyphla; Soricidae. Bases 1 to 1329 code for a protein of 442 amino acids.